AUGUGCUGGAAGGGCAUGCCUUAUAGUCCUUCUCGGCUAAGCUCGUGCCGCUUGGCGGCCGUGAAGGCGCAUCGGGCUCCUGCGCGCCUCCUCGCCACACGCGUCCGCGCCUCAGGCAGGUCUCAUGCCGAGCCCUCUUCUGAAUCCGAAAUGCACCAUGAAGUUGGCCGUCGGGAGCUGCUGAUCGCGGCUGCCGCAACUCUGCCUGCAAUGUCCUCAAUGUCUGCCUUCCCCGCCGUGGCAGCCGAAGCCGGGGACCUGAACGAGAGCGCCAGCGGCCUGAAGUGGAAGGAUGUUCAGGAGGGAACCGGGCCGUCGCCAGUUAAGGGCGCUGUCAUCAAGUGUCAUUACACCGGCCGCCUCACCAACGGUACCGUAUUCGAUUCGUCGUACAAUCGUCGCCAACCGCUGUCCUUCACGAUUGGCGUUGGCCAGGUCAUCAAGGGCUGGGACAUGGGCAUCUUGGGCGCCGAGGACAUUCCGGCGAUGAAGGAGGGCGGCAAGCGCCUUCUGGUCAUCCCCCCUGACCUGGGAUAUGGGGCUCGCGGGGCUGGCGGUGUGAUCCCACCCAAUGCAACACUCGAGUUCGAUGUGGAGCUGCUGCCGCGCAAGUAGGUGGUGGAGAGAAGCGACGCACGACACAGAUGCGCUCGCGCGAUGCGGCGCCAUGCAAGAUAUCGGAAGGCGCGAAGGGCCGAGGGCGCGGACGACGCUUGGUACUUGGGGGAAUUCGCCGCAGAAAUUUGCCAUUUUGCCUGUGCACAGUGCCCAAGAAAAGGUUUACUUUGUGGAAUGCAUCCACGCAGCUUUUUCAUUUUCAUUUUUUUGGUUGUAAACUGGUACUGGGUACUCAGCAGGACGGCCGCAGUCACCGAUCAGUCGCCAGCAGGCACUUGUAAAUUUGCAUCUCUUCA
Molecule: messenger RNA, 914 nt
Organism: Volvox carteri f. nagariensis
Lineage: Eukaryota; Viridiplantae; Chlorophyta; Chlorophyceae; Chlamydomonadales; Volvocaceae
Exons: 7
Coding region: 1-615 (204 amino acids)
Cellular component (GO): chloroplast
Molecular function (GO): peptidyl-prolyl cis-trans isomerase activity
Source: RefSeq, a predicted model, not a curated record